Messenger RNA from Mycena citricolor, 237 nucleotides. NCBI's taxonomy places the organism in Eukaryota, Fungi, Basidiomycota, Agaricomycetes, Agaricales, Mycenaceae. The record is from the annotation of a GenBank genome assembly.
CCUAACUGCGAGGACUGGGGGACCAUGCGGUGCGGCUGUCGGAGAGAAACGGGGAACGGCGACGUCAGAGCCUGUGGAAUAUGGAUCAAUGGCUGUGGCAGAGCAGGUACCCGGAAUUUCGACAGAGCCGGAAAGGAUAAGACAUUGAGUUCAGAUCAGAAUGGAGAAAUCCAGUACAGCACGCAUGAUCACGUUUUGCUGUGCACCCUCAAUGUAUGCGGCGGCCGAGUCACUCUU